GACGAGACAACAUAAAAUGGCGUUGUUUGACGCAAAUAAGUGAUAAAGUAAAGAGUUGUUAUUUUGUUUACUUAAGCAGACAGCCCGCAGAUUUUAAAUUGCGUAGUUCCUAAUUUAGUGUUGUUCACCGUCUAAGAGUUAUCAACUUCUCUCCUUUCACUAGUAGUGCACUUUCUUAUCUACUAUCAACUAGUACUUGCACUUAACACUAAUCAGUUGGGCUAAGUUCACUAACACUAUGGUGGAUGCCACACCACUUCGACCAAUGAAACUGAAUGUGCACACUGGUAAAAAGAUGAAAGAAGAACGUCAGCCUUUAUUAGUCGGUGGCCCAGAACACCAGGAAAACUAUGAAAGCCGGGCAGUGGCACGUCCAGACUUGCGGGAGUCUCCGGACAACGUAGUCGUUCACUUGCCCGGACCCCUGGACCACCAGAGUAGUCCGGACUUGCUCAAGACUUCCGGAGGCAAAAGCUGCAAUGAGGACUACAACCCAAUUAUGAACCGGGACUUGGAGCAUCCCACUUCGAACCUGGACACCAUGAUCCAUUUGUUGAAGGGUAAUAUUGGGACGGGAAUCUUGGCGAUGCCUGAUGCGUUCCACAAUGCUGGUCUGCUCGUAGGCACGUUGGGAACUAUGCUGAUGGGCUGCAUCUGUACCCACUGCAUGCACAUGCUGGUGAACUGUUCACAUGAGCUGUGUAUGAGGCUCCAGGUUCCAGCUCUGGGAUUCUCAGAGGUCUGUGAACAUGCCUUCGCCACGGGUCCUCAGAGUGUGCGGAACUUCUCUCGUAUCGUAAGAUUCGUCACCAAUAUGUUCCUGGUCAUCACCCAGCUUGGCUUCUGCUGUGUCUAUUUUGUAUUUGUUGCUGCAAAUCUCAAAGAUGUUGUGGCUCACUACUGGUUAGACAUUGACAAGCACUGGUAUCUACUGGCUCUGCUUCUGCCCAUGAUAGUGAUGAAUUGGAUAAACAACCUCAAGUGGUUGACGCCGGUGUCGCUGUUUGCUGCUCUACUUACCUCGUCUGGUCUCGGAAUCACGUUCUUCUACAUGCUGCAAGGUUUGCCCCGAACGUCAACAGUUCAGGCGUUCGCCUCCUGGGGUCAGCUACCUUUGUUUUUUGGGACAGCAAUUUACGCUUUUGAGGGCAUCGGAGUUGUACUGCCUCUGGAGAACAACAUGAAGACACCCCAAGACUUUGGAGGUCUGACAGGAGUUCUGAAUACAGGAAUGGUUAUCGUAGCUUGUCUAUACACUGCUGUUGGCUUCUUUGGCUACCUCAAGUACGGAGAACUUACAAAACUGGGCAGUAUUACACUGAAUCUGCCUCAGGGUGAAUUGCUGGCACAAUCAGUGAGGUUAAUGAUGGCUGUAGCUAUUUUUCUGUCUUACGGACUACAGUUCUACGUUCCCAUGAGUAUCAUCUGGCCGCCGAUCAAAGCUCGCAUUGCAGAUGAACAGAAUCAGAGAAUCGCUCAGCUGCUGAUUCGAACUGGUCUUGUCAUCAUAACAUUUGGUCUAGCCGCAGCCAUCCCUAACUUGUCGGAUGUCAUCUCUCUCGUGGGAGCCGUGAGUAGUUCAACACUCGCGCUCAUCUUCCCUCCGAUCAUCGAGAUUGUCACUUUCUACGACAAGGGUCUCUCUCGCGCGACCAUCGCCAAGGAUCUGUUCAUCAUGAUGUUCGGCAUCCUCGGCUUCAUCACCGGCUCUUACACCAGCCUGCGCAAUAUACUCUCGCCCAAGAGUUAGAUAAUAGGUUCGCUUUAGUACUUUGUACGUAUUACUUUUACAUUCGCUUUUAUUAUGGUUUAGAGUAUUAUUGCAUGUCAAUAUUUUCUGGCACAAUUUCUGUGUUGUAUACCACAAUUAUUAGUCCAAGAAUGAAAUGAAUGAAUGGUGUUGUAAGCUCUAAGAGUGUUUGGCGCUUAAAGUUUGUUCAAUCGUCAUUUGAUACAAGACAAUUGUGAUACAAUUCCAUUGAGAAUACUUGUUGAGAACUUUCUAUCUAUAUGAUUGUAUUGUGAAUAAUUUUCUUAAAUAGUACUGCGGUUCCUUAUUUGUUAAAAAUGCGGAUUUUUACUUCUAAAAUCUUAUUUUCAUGCGUUAUUUUAUCAUUAUCUUUUACCGCUGAAAUAUUUGUCCACAGUGUUUUAUUUAAUUUAUAUUUUAUUAUCGACAUAAGAGAAUUUCUUGAAAGUUGCUGGAAUUUCUCCUAAUAUAUCAAUUCAGCUGUACACCUAGCUAGAGUACUCAAAUUCCUUGUUUUUCAAUAUUUCUCCACGGUUACAUAUAUUCUCGAUGGUUUAAAUGUUAACAGAUUGUAUGGACUAAAGGAUAUUUAUUAGUUUGUUACAUUUUCUUAUAAAAAAAUCAAACUUAUAAAGUUCAUUAACAUAAUACACAUUUGUUCUUCACUGAGUUUAUCAUAACAUCAUUCGCUGCGAUCACACACAUUUAGUCAACAUAACAUUGUAGGCAGCACAAAUAAGUUUAAUGUUGUAAAUAGCUGUGCUACCUUAGUGGUUGAAAGAUGUUUUCUUUCAAAUGUGUAAGUUUUUAUCUAUAUGUCUAUUAACAAAGCAAGACAAUAACGGUAGAUUAGUGUUUUUAGGUGUGUCGUCAGUAGGAUUAUUUGUUGUUCACUGUGAUAACACUAAAUAAUUUAGAGUUGUUUUCUCUCUAUAUAAUUGUGAUGGUAUAUAAUACCAAAAGACAUUUGUAGCCGAAAUCCCAACUAAAGCACAAUAUUUCUGUAAUAUCUCCUUCCUGUGAACCAUCUGAAAAAUAAUUUCUCCCUGUCUUCUCUUUGGAAACAACGACUCUAAUCAUAAUCUGAUUCACAAAAUUUAAAUUUUGAAACAUCUGAAUGUAGGUAUUUGCAAAUGUUUGGGAUUAAGGCUUGUGCUGUAAAAUGGUACUUUUAUUUUUUAAUAUUUAAAUAGGCUAUUUUUAUUUAUUAGUUUAUGUUAAACUGAUGUCGGUUCUUUGAUUUCUGUUUGGGUUCGAGCAGAAAUUACAAUACAGUAUUACCAAAGAUCAUUUUAGAUUGUAUGUUUACAAAUAGUUUGAACAAAUAAAUGAAUCAAAUUUCUGAAUAAAACACAAAUAUACUUAAAUUAAUGAUUUGAGUACCUACUAUCCAAGAUAAAAAAAUAAAAAAAUGAUUGAAUUUUCAUAUAUUAAAUUAUAUUAAGUUUAGGUAUUUUAUUCCAACCUAAAACUGAUUGUUUUCGUGCUUUCCAUACCCAGAAAUCAAAUGUAUGUGUAUAAAAAAUGUUGUUUGUAUAAUGUUAUAUAUUAUAUUGUAGUUUUAAAACCUUGUUGAUAUAUCAUCUGUCGUCUUUCAUUUUAUUGUUUUGUCAAUCCCUACUUAAGGAUUAUGAUAAGUUAAUCGUCAUUGUGUAAUUUAUCAUUUAUAAUUCCUUGAUGUAAUAUUUUAUUAAAAAAAUUAGUAGAAAAGUAAGAGCCUAUAAGUUAGGGAGUUUUAUAUAUUUUUGUUUUAAAUAAAAACCAUUUUUCAAAUAUAAACUUGUACUUCACAAACAUAUUUUACCAUUAUAUUUUUGUUUACCAACAACUGAAAAUGUAAUUACAGCUUAGUUAACACUCUACAGUCAAAUUUGUUUUACAUAGAAAUAAUUUUACUCUUAGGAUAAUUAUUUACUUCAUUUUUCAUAUAUAACUUUAGACUCAGUUUCAAAAUUAUUUUAAUAACAGAAAUACGAAACUUGUUCAAAAGAAAAUUAUUAGUUUGUGAGGUACAGUUUUAUAUAAGGAAUAAAUCUCCUUAAAUUGUUUGAUUUACCGGUUAAGAACCCCUGUAAUAUCCACUUAUUAAUUUAUAUAUAAUUUAUUUAUUUCAUCAUUUCCAUCUCAUUCCACCCUCCAACUUUCAUGUAAUAAUCUUAUUUCUGUAAAUUAUUUUGUAUUAUUUUAAGAAGCAACCUGUCACAUGUUCACUGCAUAUUACAAAUCUAUUUUAAUAAAUUUUUUUAUUUAA
This is a messenger RNA of Macrosteles quadrilineatus (aster leafhopper), 4001 nucleotides long. Its product is annotated as proton-coupled amino acid transporter-like protein CG1139. The record is from RefSeq and is a predicted model, not a curated record. Gene Ontology annotation, cellular component: vacuolar membrane. Gene Ontology annotation, biological process: amino acid transmembrane transport. The transcript is spliced from 12 exons. Lineage: Eukaryota; Metazoa; Arthropoda; Insecta; Hemiptera; Cicadellidae. Gene Ontology annotation, molecular function: amino acid transmembrane transporter activity. Bases 239 to 1750 code for a protein of 503 amino acids.